Molecule: messenger RNA, 3188 nt
Organism: Xyrichtys novacula (pearly razorfish)
Lineage: Eukaryota; Metazoa; Chordata; Actinopteri; Labriformes; Labridae
Source: the annotation of a GenBank genome assembly
AUGGGGAGCAAGAGGAGGGUAAGUCAAAGAAGCGUUUUAUAGUCUUCUUGCACUUGAGCAGGUGUGUAAUAAGUUUACGUUUGGGGACUGCAUAAAGCUAAUACCAGCGUAAUUUCAGAUCUAAUAAAAGGUUUGAAGAAUUUAUAGUCUACAGUCAAUGACAUGCAGAGCGUCAGUCUAAGGUGCUUAAAUCAGACUGAAUAUUAUCAGCUGAAGAUAUUGAACUCAGUCAAAAUUAUGUCAAUGAUUCAUUCAGAUCAUAGGAAUAAAUAGCCGAUUUAAAAUUGCAUUUAAUUUCCUAGGAGAUCAUUUUACUGGAAAUUACAUAUGAGCGAUUAGUGAACCAAAUGCUGUCACAUAUUAACCAUUACGGUCAUCUAUUGGCUGAGAAGUGAGGACGAACCAACAGGCAGUUUACAGGUUUACGCACAUGUUGAAGAUUCAUUGUAGAUCUUAACUACUUUGAGUAUUGUUGCCAAAUAGGCAAAGAGUUUCAUAAACUCGCCCCAUCUCCAAAAACACUAACAUUUCAGUGCAGCAUGACAUGGAUGGAAUUUCAGACCUGAGUUACCCGUUUUCUGCUUUUCAUUCUCCAGCAUGAGGGGACAUGUGAAACUAUACCUGAAUGUACAUGCAUGCAUGUCAGAGGCUGUGAUCAGUCCUCUGUGUGUAACUUUUUGUUUGUUUACCUUCAGGGUAUCUUGGAGCGCCUGAAUGCAGGGGAGGUUGUAGUGGGUGAUGGAGGUUAUGUAUUACAGCUAGAGCGGCGUGGCUAUGUGACGGGUGGACACUGGACACCUGAAGCUGCUGUAGAACAUCCUGAAGCAGGUAAAAAAAACACAAAACUAGAAGUUGCUAUACAAAACAUUUAAGGGCAAAAAUAACCCCUUACUGCAUCCCAACAGAGAGUUAGGGGAGAGUGGGGUAAGUUGAGCCACCCCCUGUUGCUUGGAAAUGGUAAAUGAAAUUGAUCAUGUGACCAAAAAUUUAGGAGAUGGGAAUCAAUUCAUGGAGUCUGUGACGGUUAGAAGCACAUGGGUGAAGGGGUUAGACAUUUAUUUCCAAAAAAUCAUUUUUCACUCUUGAAAGUGAAUUUAGUCUGUCAUAAGUUUUAUUAGAGUUGUGUUCAGACCAAAAAAGAUCAUUUUAAAUUUGUUUUAUACAUCAAUUGUGGUAUCUAUGAGCUACAACAUGCGAUCAAAAACCUAGCAUAAAAGUCCACCAUUUUAGCUUAGAGAAUUUAUAAAGUCAUAAUAGUAGUUCUGGGGUAAAUUGAGCCUUUUGGCCAGUGAUUCUCAAGUCCAGUCCUCGAGGCCCACUGUCCUGUAUGUUUUGGAUGUUUUCCUGCUCCAUAUCUCUGUUCCUUUCCUGUAUCCCUCAUCAAAAUGAAGCAGUCUUCAGCUCUUGCGUUUACAAACAUUGCAGAGUUCAUGUGUUAAAACCUGCUUUUAUUUGUUCAGAAUCUGUUCACCUGAGUAUCAAAUUAACCACUUGUCUUCAUUUCUGUCAGUGCGGCAGCUGGCACGAGAGUUCCUGAGAGCAGGAGCCAACGUGAUGCAGACCUUCACCUUCUACUGCAGCGAGGAUAAGCUGGAGAUCAGUAGCACUGUCAACAGCAUCACUGUAAGUGCAGAAACUAUGUUGGUAAAAUAGGAAAAUAUGAUAGCACUAAUUCUGAGUUUACAUGAGGAGAUAAUGUUGUGCUUUUGUCUGAUCUAGGGGGCUCAGAUCAAUGACGCUGCAUGUGACAUUGCCAGGGAGGUAGCAGAUGAAGGGGAUGCGCUGGUUGCUGGGGGUGUGUCCCAGACUCCCUGUUACAUAAAAAGUCGCAGCGAGAAUGAGGUGAAGGCCAUCUUUAAGAAACAGCUGGAUGACUUCCUAAAGAAAGACAUUGAUUUCUUUAUGGUGGAGGUAUGUAGAGUUCAUUUUUGUCUACUUAAACAUAAAAUAAUGAGAAUUUGAUCAAAAUACGUAAUGUUUGCAAUGACAGUAAUAGACUAUGAAACUCUACAUAACUUAUUAGACUUGUUGUCUCAGUAUUUAAUUUCCAGUUAACUCUGAUGAUGUGGUGCCUGCUUGGUAGCAAAAUUCAAACAGAGUUAGAAGUUGAGUUUUAGUGAACACAUUGUGGCAGAAUGAAAAAAUAUUUGCUUGCUCGCUAUUUCUUCAGUUUUUUUCUGCUUGAUUUCCUGAGACAAAAUUUGACAAUCAAAAAAAUUUUUCUGCAGUAUUUUGAACACGUGGAAGAGGCAGUGUGGGCACUAGAGGUGAUGAAGACGGGCGGUAAACCAGUGGGUGCAACACUGUGCAUCUCGCCUCAGGGAGAUAUGAAUGGAGUUCCUCCUGGAGAGUGUGCCGUCAGGCUGGUCAAAGCUGGUACACUAAGCUUCUGUGAUCUAUUUAUCUAACUUAGUCUGUGUUCAUGUUGUAUAUUUACAGUCUGAAUUUGAUGUUUUCAUGCGCAGGAGCUGACAUUGUUGGAAUUAACUGCCACUUGGACCCUCUGACAUGUGUUCGAACUGUGAAGCUGAUGAAAGAAGGGUUAGAAAAAGCUGGUCUCAAAGCCCAUCUCAUGGUCCAGCCUCUUGGCUUUCACACACCUGAGUGCAACCACAGUGGAUACCUCAGCCUCCCCGAGUUCCCUUUUGGUCAGCAUUUCUUUUUGUGUCAGAUAAAAAAAAUAAUAAUUUAAGUUGACAAAGUGCUUCUGAUCCUUCACCCUAAAAGCCUAGACAAAAUGAUCUGACCUUCAUUACAGCUCUGGAGACCAGAUCACUUACUCGCUGGGACAUCCAUAAGUACGCCAGAGAAGCUUACAAUGCAGGAAUUCGCUACAUCGGCGGCUGCUGUGGGUUUGAGCCGUACCAUAUUAGAGCCAUAGCAGAAGAGCUGGCUGCAGAGCGAGGGUUUCUUCCACCAGCUUCGCAGAAGCAUGGGCUCUGGGGAUCUGCUCUGGAGAUGCACACCAAACCCUGGGUUAGAGCCAGGUAAGACUGAGCAGAAACAAGGCUGCUCAUAUAAUUUUGACAAAAAGAUUUGUUAGAUUUGUUUGGGGGAGAUGUUGUAGUGUGUCUGCUAACAUUAUAACCCAAAUUUGUUCCAGAGCUCGCAGAGAGUACUGGGAAAACCUUUUACCUGCUUCAGGACGUCCUUAUUGCCCUUCUAUGGCCAAACCAGCAGACGAAUAA